This is a messenger RNA of Solanum dulcamara, 366 nucleotides long. RefSeq lists its product as uncharacterized. The record is from RefSeq and is a predicted model, not a curated record. Bases 1 to 366 code for a protein of 121 amino acids. The transcript has a single exon. NCBI's taxonomy places the organism in Eukaryota, Viridiplantae, Streptophyta, Magnoliopsida, Solanales, Solanaceae.
AUGGCAGGUAGAAAGCUCAUGGAUAAGGUUCAUGAACUGGAAGAAUUCAGACUCCACGCAUAUGCGAAUGCAGAAUUGUAUAAGGAAAAGACGAAGAGAUGGCACGACAAGCACAUUGUCACUCGCACAUUCAAGCCAGGACAAAAGGUAUUACUCUUUAACUCUCAUUUGCGUCUCUUUCCAGGUAAGCUUCGAUUGAAAUGGAGUGGACCAUUCGAGGUGGUGCGAAUGUCAGCACAUGGAGCCGUGGACCUAUGGUAUCGCACUAAAUCGACCAUGUUUGUAGUAAAUGUCCAACAAGUGAAGCACUAUUUUGGGCAAAAUGUCGAUCAUGAAGAGGAAAAAAUUAAGCUCAAGAAUGAAUGA